Messenger RNA from Sodiomyces alkalinus F11, 594 nucleotides. Its product is annotated as synaptobrevin. The transcript has 6 exons. The coding region runs from base 1 to 594 and encodes 197 amino acids. Gene Ontology annotation, molecular function: SNAP receptor activity. NCBI's taxonomy places the organism in Eukaryota, Fungi, Ascomycota, Sordariomycetes, Glomerellales, Plectosphaerellaceae. The record is from RefSeq and is a predicted model, not a curated record. Gene Ontology annotation, biological process: endoplasmic reticulum to Golgi vesicle-mediated transport. Gene Ontology annotation, cellular component: Golgi apparatus.
AUGAAGCUUCAUUACAUCGGCAUCAUCCGCAACGAUACAAAGCCGGUCGUCGAACUGGUUAGCGAAAAGGAGCUGUCUGCCUAUUCGCGCUUCACAAAAGCCAACUAUGCAGAGUUCAUGACCCUCUUCUCCAAGACGGUCGCCGAGCGAACGAGGCCGGGCCAGAGACAGGAUGUCGAAGAACAAGAUUAUACCUUCCAUGCGAUGGCGAGGAGCGAGGGUGUUUGUGGAAUAAUCAUCUCCGACCAUCAAUAUCCCAGCCUAGUAGCCCAUCAGCUGCUUUCCAAGGUGGUUGACGAGUUCCUUUCCAAACAUCCCCGCUCCACCUGGGCGACUGGCGAACCGACCCUUGCAUUCCCCGAGCUCAAGGACUACAUCACCAAGUACCAGGACCCGCAGCAGGCCGACAGUAUUCUCAAGAUUCAGAAGGAGCUCGACGAGACCAAGAUUGUCCUGCACAAGACCAUCGAGAGCGUGCUGCAGCGCGGCGAGAAGAUCGAUGAUCUUGUGGCCAAGAGCGACGGCUUGAGCUCUCAAAGCAAGAUGUUCUAUCAACAAGCAAAGAAGCAGAACUCCUGUUGUCUGCUCAUGUAA